This is a messenger RNA of Eublepharis macularius, 1815 nucleotides long. It is a transcript of the gene PDCD5, whose product is annotated as programmed cell death 5. The record is from RefSeq and is a predicted model, not a curated record. The transcript is spliced from 6 exons. Lineage: Eukaryota; Metazoa; Chordata; Lepidosauria; Squamata; Eublepharidae. Gene Ontology annotation, molecular function: DNA binding. Gene Ontology annotation, cellular component: cytosol; nucleus. Bases 84 to 464 code for a protein of 126 amino acids.
GGGCGGGGACUAUCAAUCGACUCCCCCUCCCCUGUCUUCGGCCCGCUCACUCGGUGGCGUUCCCCCCCCCCCUUCGCGCGACGAUGGCGGACGAGGAGCUGGAGGCGCUGCGCAAGCAGAGGCUGGCCGAGCUGCAGGCCAAGCACGGGGAUCCCUCUAGUGACGUCACACAACAAGAAGCGAAACAGAGGGAGGCAGAAAUGAGAAAUAACAUUUUGGCUCAAGUUUUAGAUCAGGCAGCUCGGGCCAGAUUAAGUAAUUUAGCGCUUGUAAAGCCAGAAAAGGCAAAAGCAGUUGAGAAUUAUCUUAUACAAAUGGCAAGGUUUGGACAAUUAGGUGGGAAGGUAUCAGAUCAAGGAUUGAUAGAAAUACUUGAAAAAGUCAGUCAGCAAACCGAAAAGAAAACAACAGUAACGUUCAACAGAAGAAAAGUAUUGGAUUCUGACGAAGAGGAAGAUGAAUAAAAUGCAAAGAUGGUUGCCAACUGCCAAUCAUCCAGAAGAUGUCAAGGAAAGCAUUCUGUCCUGACCUGAAGCAUAAAUGAGAAGUUUACAUCUUUUUCUGUACACUCUUUUUUUUUUUUUUACACACGAAGGGAAAACCAAUUAUCUUGUGUUCUGUAUAAUAAAAUUAAGUGAAAUGGUUUUAUUAGAUAAUUUUUAUAUCAAAGGCUUAGGGAUUUGCAGAUUGUCUCCAAGGCUUUAGCUUUCUUUUGACAUUAUUUAGCAAACACAUACACUGUUAUUGGCACUUAUAAACAGCUUGCUUCCAAAACCAUCUAAUACACCGUACCAGAUUUGGGAGUGAAGGAGUCUUGAGUUGCAAAAUUUUUUGCAGAGUUAUACCUGCAGGCUAAAUUGAUCUGAGCAAUUUCAUUUGUAUAUAUAAAGGGGGCGGGAGAACCAUCAGAUAGGAACUAGUAUGCACACAACAUUCGUUAAUCCUUUACCCAGAGUCCAGGGAUUUGAAACAGGCAGUGAUUUGUACAUUUCCUGCAGCGUUUCCUCUCCUCCCAAGUAUAAAUAUUACCUAUCCCUACCCUGAUUACUUUGUGUGAUUAUGACUAACCAGGUUUUGCUGUUAACAGCAAAUCCUCGUUAGCAUUGUCUGUGGAGUAAAGGAGCAGGCAACUGGCAUGGGUGUUAGGUAUGCACAUGGCUGAAUUGAUAAUGUUUUUAAGGUUUGCUGAAAUAAACCCUUAUAGCCAAGGAAGAGUGGUUAGCAAGCAAAAAAUAUAUGGCUCUAGUAGAGAUUUUUUUGAUCUUGCUGGAUAAUCUGUUGCAUUGAAAGAGAGACGUUUUUGGCUAGCAUGUCAUGAAGUUGAAUUAUAGGGUCUUUUGCAGAAAGCGAGAUUUCACUCUUUGCCUACAGUAGGGAAAUGAAGAAUGCUUCCACCUUUGGGUGUGAAUCUAGCCAAAGUUAACAAAAUAUUAGGUCAUGUUGCCUUUAAUCUCUUUCGCUUUAUAUCAGUGGGUCUUUAAAGGCUUAACUAUGAUAGGUUUGCAUCCAGUGGGAGCAUCAUUAUACCAGGGCACUAGGUAGACGAAACACUCAAAACUACCUCCAUUUUUCAGAAAUACAGAACUUGCCUCAUCAUCAGUAGCCCAAAGCCUAGGACCAUCUUACGUGUACGAUGCCAUUGUAACUUAUUUUAUGUUGUGCCUUUGUGUAUGCUAUAAGAAGUGUUUGAUACAUAUACUGUGAAAAAAGGUGUUGGGGGGGCGGGUGAGGAGUCAUUUGACCUUUUUUGAUUUGUGGAGGUGAUGCAUCUAAUAGAGCUAUGAAACAGACAUUAAAAACUUUGUGUAAAGAAAA